AUGGCAACGGGGAAGCGGAGGACUACACCGUUUGAAUUGGAAAUCUUAAUGCGCUUAUAUAGCGAGUUUGAGCACGUUUUUAGAAAGAAGUGCAACACUGCUGCGGCUGCAAAAGAGAGGGAGACGACGUGGGAGAACAUUGCUGCCCGAGUCAAUGCGUGCAAUCCCGCGGAGGUGAAGCGCACGUGGCAGCAGCUGAAGAUGAAAUAUAAAAACAUUGUUCAAACAGCCAACAGAAAGAAAGGAGAUGCCUGUAAAAAGGGAGGUGGCCCAGCACCACCACCUGUAACGGAGGCAGAGGAGCUGGUCCUAAGCCAGAAUUUGGGAAGGCCAGUGGCUGAGGGAAUCCCUGGAGGGAGCUCAUCCUCUGAGACCACAUCCCAAGACACAAGUGCUUUUAUAAAAUAUUCUGAUGGUACUAUCUGCCUGGUGGAGCCCUUUCACACCACAACAGACCUUGUAACUGAUGAAGAGGAUGAAACUGUGUCUGCUGCCUUUACAGAGGGGGAUCCAGAAAGGCAUACAGAGAACAUGGCUGGACAGCAGCAGGAUGCUUCCUCAACUUCCACUGCACAGAUUGACACAGUGAGAUGGAUGUUCAGUAAACACCAGAGGUUCAGUCCAUGGAAUUCAUGUGCAACUGUAUAAUUUAAUGUCCUUUAUGUAUU
Messenger RNA from Amphiprion ocellaris (clown anemonefish), 668 nucleotides. RefSeq lists its product as uncharacterized. Bases 1 to 648 code for a protein of 215 amino acids. The transcript is spliced from 6 exons. Gene Ontology annotation, cellular component: nucleus. NCBI's taxonomy places the organism in Eukaryota, Metazoa, Chordata, Actinopteri, Pomacentridae. The record is from RefSeq and is a predicted model, not a curated record.